Molecule: messenger RNA, 1018 nt
Organism: Amoebophrya sp. A25
Lineage: Eukaryota; Dinophyceae; Syndiniales; Amoebophryaceae
Source: the annotation of a GenBank genome assembly
GGAAAGAAUACGAUCCGAAUAACGCCUACGCCUCCCAUUUUGGUUGAAGAAGUUGUCGCAUCAACAUACCCAAGUAGUUAGGCUCUUCCUUUUGAUUCAACGAUUUGGAUUUCAAUUGAUUAUACUGUAGUUUGUGCCAAGUAGGUGGGUCACCGUCACUAGUAUAAAAAUCGUAACAGUAAAUCUUUAAUCUCUCCCAAAACCAUCAAAAAUGUUGAUCGCCUGUCCUGCUCCUGACUUUACCGCACUUGCGUGCAUGGUCGACAACUCGUUAGUCGGCUUGCUUGUGUCUUUAUUCAAAACUGCACUGUCUGCAGCGGUGUUGACGUGAGUCCGUAUAGUUGUUGUUUGCUUUACCUUCUUUCUGGGGCCUCUCGCUAUUCUCAGCGCCGUGGACGAGCUACUUUUUUGACAAGACAAAUGCUCGCGUCUGGUGGUUUGGGCUGCGAGUAGUGAAGGUCACGUGAUCGCGACGUAGAACGCCUGGCGGAGUCAGUAGGGUUUGUUCGUUCAGGAUCCACGUUGUAGCUUUUGGGUACUCGUGUCCGCGCCACCUGCUUUCUUCAGCAGAAAUAGCUGGAGAUAGAAAAGGCUCUGCCUUAUCCUCGGUCAAGUGCGUACGUGCAAGAAAAACACCAGGGAAAAUGACAAGGGUGGCGGACUUCGACGGACAUCUCGUUUACUUUCAUUCAUUCAUAUAAGGAACAGUAGUAGAUUUUGACUAGUACUGAUGCAUCGUGAAGAACACUCACAGACAUAUUAACCAUCGGCGCCUGUGUGUCCGCGGUGGCGCAGCAUCUUAUGGGGGACGAAGAGCAGAAGGGGUGACAUUUGGUGUUCUUCGCACACGAAUUCAAGUGUCGAGCACUCUAGUUCAUGCACUUAAGGCUGAGGCGGAAGCCCCUCCAGCAGAUCGUCCUCUUCCGAAGUGUCGUCUGCUUCCGAAGGCCGAAAUCUGAGUCAUGGUGAACGAAUGAAUGAAAAAUGGUGGACCACAAUUGAUUAAAACUAAUCCCAC